Messenger RNA from Xyrichtys novacula (pearly razorfish), 15515 nucleotides. The record is from the annotation of a GenBank genome assembly. Lineage: Eukaryota; Metazoa; Chordata; Actinopteri; Labriformes; Labridae.
GCCGUGUAUUCUGGUUAGCUUGAAACGGGGUCAUUUCCUGCUCCCUCUCGGUCCUGUUUCAGUGGAGCCCAGUCCACAACCACUGCUCCCAGUGACCCCAGUCUUCCCAGCAAAGAGGCAGCAGGGCGUAGCGAGCGAGAGGAGGUUCGGAGGCUCCGUGAAAGUACCGGGAGAACCGGGACAAAGGGCGGGAAAAUGGCGAAGACGUACGACUAUCUGUUCAAACUGCUGCUGAUCGGUGACAGCGGCGUCGGUAAAACCUGCCUCUUAUUCCGGUUCAGCGAAGACGCCUUUAACACCACCUUCAUCUCCACCAUCGGUGAGUCCGCUUCACCCGGUUCGGAUGAAAUCUAACCCCUUAAACAACCGACUUUAGACGGUUUUACGGUCCAGAUGUGUUAGCUAACGCAGUGGGGCUAACGGGGGAAAGUGAAAGCUUCUGUGGAGGGAAGGAGGGAGGAGGAGGAGGAGGUCUGACAGUCUGAAUGUUUAGACUCAAGAAGAGAUGACUUUUAACCUCAUAGAUCAGAAAGAGGAGACAAACCUCUGAUCAGAUCAGAACUAUUGAUUAGAUCCUCAGUGUCUGUUCGAUCACAUGUUUGAGAAAACAUUGGUUCAUUGAGGAAACAUGGGGACUCAGCAGAAGUACAAGAAGUACCCUCAUCCUUUACUGCCAUAAAAGUCAGUCCUGAACUAAAAUGUAAGGUCUGAAGAAAAAAUACAGAAGAAUAUAAAAGUCUAUGAAAACAGAAGUACUAAAGAUGGACUGAUUAAUCUGAUUUAUUUAUGGAUUUUUAACAUAAUCUGCAUCACAUCAGCAGCAGGCCCCACAAAGAUGAUUUCACCCAAAUCUACAGUUUUCCCACAUCCUGAAAUGACAGUUUACUAAACUUUUGACUGUAAAUAUAAUAUUAAAGGGAUAUUCCAACGUAAACUUAAUUUAGGGUCAAACACACGUAACACAGAGUUAGACACCCCCUCCAGAGAUGAAUGUUGCCGACCGCUUGCUUCUCUAGUUAUACCAACUAUAUCCCAGCUAUAGUACUAGCCACCAAACAUCUUUUUAACUUUGACCAGAGACUAAACACAACUCACCUACUCUCUUCCAGCAGCAGCUUGUUUGUUGGGCCAGUCCAUUACGGACUACAGCGGGGUGCCGCAGCUCAAGGAAGAACAUUUAUGAUUAUUUCUUUAUCAUUUCCUUUAAGUAAUUAUCACCAUAUUAAUCAUUUUUCACUGCAGACGCGGUAGUUCUUCUGUCUUAACGUCUCAGUCUGAUUGUAUUUCCAUGAAGAAAUUAUCUGUAAUGGACUGGCCUGAAACAAGUGGCUGCUGGAAGAGAGUAGGUGAGUUGUGUUUAGUCACUUUGUUCAAGAAAUGAGUCAAAGUUAAAAAGAUGUUUGGUGUCUAGUACUAUGUCUGUGACCCUAUAUGUCCUGUUGAUGAAGUUAGGUGCUGUUCUGAGCAUUAUUUGUGGCUAUAGAGUGGCGUUUUGGUUGAACACGUGGCUCUCUGUAUUGCUAUCCUGCGGUCGUUACUAAAGUUGGUAUAACUAGAGAAGCAAGCGGUCGACGACAUUCAUCUCUGGAGGGGGGGGGCUAACUCGGUGUUACGGUGUGUUUGACUCUAACUUAAUUUUAAGCCGGAAUAUCCCUUUAAAGCUCCUGAGUGAUACUUUCAGUUUGUGUCAGUUUUGGCGCCUCCCGUGGAUAACUUGUCCUCAUUUGUAUCUACUGAUAGAAAAUCUCAUCCUGCUGAUUUUUGACUGUUGAGCUAAUUUUAAUUUUGAUUAUGCUCUCACUUUCACUUCAUCCUAAGCAGCUCAGGUCAGUGAAAAUAACGUUUGGACGCUCAAGGAAGUUGUGGCUCCUGCUAUGAUUAAAAGAGGACCACUGUAACUUCAACCAGGGCUUGACAGCGGGACCGUUUCACUCGCAUUUGUGACUAAAAGUAGAAGUAUUUAGGGUCACAUGUGCGCAUAAAAAAUCAGCUGAGGUAACAAAUGCUUUUUUAUGGUGAAGUUAGUUUUCGGUUGGAUAUAUCUUCCUGUAAAUACGGCGGUGAAGUUAGUUUCAGGUUGGAUAUAUUUUCCUGUAAAUACGGCGGUGAAGUUAGUUUCAGGUUGGAUAUAUCUUCCUGUAAAUACGGCGGUGAAGUUAGUUUUAGGUUGGAUAUAUUUUCCUGUAAAUAUGGCGGUGAAGUUAGUUUCAGGUUGGAUAUAUCUUCCUGUAAAUACGGCGGUGAAGUUAGUUUUAGGUUGGAUAUAUUUUCCUGUAAAUACAGCAGUGAAGUUAGUUUUAGGUUGGAUAUCUGAUGGACAUUCUCUGAGGAUCUACCGGUGUCUUCUCUCUCUCCAUAACCAGGAAUAACAGCAGCGCGGUUAAAUCUACUCGACACCCUCACUGUCAAUGUCGGGUGUUGAAUAAGGGACCGUCAAUAAAUUGCUGGUUCAUGUUCUCAGAAAAGGCUGUUUUCCUUCAAUAGCUUCCAUGUCAUGUGACCAGUUGACCUGAAAUUGAUUUCAAAUCAUAGUGCUAAGGUUGAUCAAUAAGACAAACAUUAUUUGAUCCAUUUUUAUUGUGGCCCUAAAGUUCUUUGUGUGCUCUUUACUUUUUAACUUAGGAGAACAUGUGAAAAAAGUUAGUGUCAAACCCUGUCAACACGUUGUGUAACAGGAGUAAAAACUAUCAGGCAGCCACAGUUGGAGAGGAGAGGAGGGGGAGAGGAGCAGGAGAAGGCAGGAGGAAAGAGUAGAGCAAGGAGAGGAGGAGCAGGUGUGUGUUUCUAUGUGUGCCUGAAAAGCCAAGGGACAGAAUGGGUAAGACAAGAAAAGGCCUGUAGUGUUCACAGGCAGGGACAAAGAUUAAUAAUAAGAUGCACAUAAAGAUGAAGAGGUUUUAAGUUGGGUAAAUGCAGGUGACGUAGACUGAACUGCCUUGUGCUUGUGUCAGAGUUUCUUCCUAAAUGAACUGUUAGAUUUUAGACUCUAGAUUUCUAGACCUAGUUUGCACACCGGUUCUCCCUACAGUUACAAAUCCCCCCUCAAAAAUGUAGAGUUUAUUAAUCUGGAAGUGGAGCUGAUAAAGUUGAUUGUACUGCAGUUAUUAAAGACAGGAGACAUCAGAGGAAACGUGAUGUUACCCAGCAGACCAGACACGGGGUUUGUGGUCUGAGAUGUUUCAUUUUUGACGUGAGGUGAACAUCAGACUGUGUACAUAGGUAUCUGCAUCUGUGCAAACCUUUGUCAUACGCCACAGUGAAGGUUCAGCUCGCAAGAAUAAAUCAGGCCAAAUGACGCUCAUGUAAGGGGACCAGUUGAGAGCUGAGUGAUCUUGUUGCACAUUAUGAAACUUCUUCAUACUCUUCACACAGCUUCUUCUUUCCCCACCUCUCUGCUGAUACGGUGUGUCUGUUGAAUCACUCAUAACAUUGAUAAAAGUUAAAAACAGCGAUCAUUGGACCCUGUUUUUACCCGGUAUCUUGUGUUCUCUGUAAACAUCACAUGGUGAACACUUCAGCGCUCUGAGGAAACGUCACGCUGUCAGGGACAUGUGUGAAGAAGCAGUUAGAGAAACUAUUCAGAGGCAGGUUGUUCUGGUAUUUUCUGGAAAUUCUCAGGAGGUUUAUAGAAAGAGAGACUCUGCUGUCGUCAUAGUAACAGCUCACCUGAACAUGUGCUGUCAGUCUGUCGCCCUCGUUACGAGUUUUUAAUCAUGUACGGUAAACAGAGCGAAGAGCUCGACUUUGUCUGUCUGCCAUGACUCAUGAGUGUGUGUGUGUGUUUGUGUGUGUGUGUGUGUGUGUGUGUGUGUGUGUGUGUGUGUGUGUGUGUAGUGUUUUGUUUGCAAAGACCCUGAUGUAUUUCCCCCUGACUGUAGCCUGUAUUGACACGUCUGCUGUCAGUACCGAGUUCAUCCUCCACCCACAGGUCAGAGGUCGACGAGCACACGAGAGGCCCCGGACUAGAAACACAGAAACUUUUCAACUCUGAGGAGAAGACUGAUGCAGCAAACACACACACACACACACACACACACACACACACUCAUCUUUCUGUGUGUGUGUGUGGGGGGGGGGUUCCUGUUCGUCAGAGCGCGCUGAGCAGAGUGUGUCUUCCUGGUGGAAACAGGAAGUGGGAACUGUCUUCUUCACCCUGAGUGUGUGUGUGUGUGUGUGUGUGUGUGUGGGGGGGGGUGAAUUAUGCUGCAUUUUUGUGUAUCUGUGUCUGACUGUGGUUCAGCUCUAGAUACAAAGUGAAACUAAAAAUAGAGAAUUUGGAUGUUACUGAUAUUAAAGCUGAGUGAUAUAUUAGAUUUGUCAUAAGUGUGUUUGUGUUUAAAUAGUGUGUUUGUUUGAAUAUGUAUGGAAAAAGAAAGAACAGGUUUUAAAGAGGACGUCUUUCCUUUUUCUUGUACCUUUCUCUCCUCUGAUGUUUUAUUAUUUUUGCUUUGAGAAAGAAAAUCCUACUUUUGUGGAUCAUCUGGACUUUGGUCUGAAAACCUUGAUGUGAAACUUUGUCAGUCUUCAGUUGUGUGUCAGCUGACAUGGUGUUGGAGUUUGACCUCCACAGCAUUCAGGUCUUUUCAUUCUACAGUUUAACACGACUUUCAAGUCAUAGUCGAUCCAGAUUAAAGGUCAAGAUAAACAAUGAAAACACCGUCCAGAUCUUACACUUUGUCAAACAUGGACGCAGUCUCAGUGAUCGCAGUCGUCAUACCCGACCAAACUUUCAGUCAACCAAGUAAGAGGUAAAAGAGAGAACUAAGGUGGACUAUUGGCAAAUGUUGGGAUAAGUUCAAAUAUAGAAGAAUUCAACUUUAUUGUCAUUGCACAUGUCACGGGUACAGAGCAAUGAAAUGCAGUUUGCGUUCAGACGUGCUUAUCAAGUAUAAAUAUAUUUACAAAUGUACACGGUAUGAAAGAAUGUAUACAUGAGUAUGUCAGGGAGUAUAAGUACGUACAGGCUAUGAACAGAUUAUACAUGUGGUUAUAAAUAUGAAGAAUAUAAACAGACUAUAACUGUAAUUAUAUGACAGAUUAAUUAUGCAGUAGUUUAAUAUUGGAUGUAUUUACAGUCGUGCAAAUGAGGUUUGAAUAUAGAUAUAAAGUGCAGGUGAUUGUAGACAGUAGUAAGUGGUGGUUCAGUGUGUGUGUGUGUGUGUGUGUGUGUGUGUGUUCAGUGCUUGAGUGUUAAUGUGGUUCAGAUAUAUUGCACUUUUAUGGAGUCAUAAAAAAGGCAGUAAUACUGGGUCGAACAUUUGCCAUUGUGCGGCUUGUCAUGGUAUCUCCUCCUCUAUCUAUCAAUCAAUCAAUUAAUCAAUCAAUCUUUAUUUAUACAGCACUUUUUACACAUGACCAUGUAGCUCAAAGCGCUUUACACAGAAAAAAGAAUAAAAGAAACAAAGAAAACCCAAAUCUACCCCAGCCCAACCCCUCAUUCCCACCUCAUGAUCGAAACGCAACAGAAACAGAAUUAAGAUGCAUGAACUCAAAAAAGGGCUUUAAUGUUCGCACUGAGGAAACGCCAUUUUAAAACUCAAGAUAAGGAAACAUGGAGGUUUAAAAUCUAAAAACAAAGAAACAAAGAAAGAAAUUUAAGAAAUAAUAAAUAAAAUGAAAUAAAAACAGUAAAAGAAACUAAAAUAAGAGCAACAAAAAAGCUCAAUAAAAGACGAUCCUGUCGUUAAAACUAGAAAGAGAUAAAUACUAAAACACUUAAAGUUAACAAUAUAAGAUUUAGUUAAAAGCAGAGAUGUUUUCAGUUUGGUUUUAAAAUCACCAAGAUUAGGUCCUCAGGUCUUCAGGUCAGCUGUUCCACACACGCCUCACUGUUUGUCUUGGUUUUAACUUUAGAUAAUGUUAUUUUAACGUUCGUCUCGACUGCUGCUGCUUCACACUGUUCUCUACAAAGUCGACAUUCAGCUCUGUCUUUGUUUUUUACCUUCCUGUCUACGGUGUUCGUCCUUAAAUACUCAGACCUGAUUAUUCACUCAGUUUUCAGCUGUGAACUUUCAGAUUAAAGUGACCGCCCUCAGCCUCAGUAUCUACCAGACCCAUGUAAGUUAUAAAGCAGUUAAAUGUGCUGUUACGUAUUACCUUUACCUGCAGGUGUAGUACAAGAAAGUGAUCCAGCAGAGAUUCGUAUCUGCUGCCCUUUUCCCACAGCUGCUCAAACUGGACGAAUUUUAAAUUAUCACCCACAAUUCUUUGCUGCCGUGGUCGGACAGAGGAUGCACUGUCACCACGCUGCCCGAGUCUCGUGAGAGUCAGCUGACCUCUGACUGUGUGUGUGUGUGUGUGUGAGGGAGAGAACGUGGAAGUGGGAUGUAUGUGAGGGAUGUGACACACUUCAGGAUGGAUUUACAACAUCGUCGAACACAAAGACACAUUCAGAGACAAAAACACACAAACUAACCGGACUGAAAACCUGAGACUGUCGCCCUGUGAGUCAGAGCAGCUGAAUCUGAAUCUAUCCACUAAUGUGUUGGUCUGUGUCUGAACUCAGUCGUUGGUUUUACUGUGUGAGGAAAUGGUGAAUUUGGCCCAAUGUAAACUGUAAAUGUUCUUUAAGAGAUCGGACUGAAAACAUCCAGAGACAAAAAUACAUCCUGUUAAAACAAUUCAACACACGAAGUGAAAGAUGCGGCCUAACUUUGUGGAGGGAGGAGGAGUAGAGAGGAGAACGAGGAGGUCACUGACCUGCUGUGCUGCACGUUUCCGUAACAACCAGCAGUAACUCGGUUUCACUUCCUGGUGAGAGAGAAGAAUGAAGAGAGGAGAGAGACGGAGAGAGGGCUGGGAGUUCAGACCUAAACUCAGUCUGUUAUCAUCCAUGAACUAUGACCCUUUUCUUUUUUAUAUUUAUAACUUUUUCUUUUUUUAUCACGACGAACAAAAAACGAUCCAGUUUCUGUUCAUCAAUCCUCUCUCUCUCUCUCCUCUCUCUUCCUCUUUUUCUCUCCCGUAUGCUAAAAAUAUUCAAACUUUUCACACAAUCCUUACUGUCAGUUUUACUUCGAUAUCCAGUAUAUAUUUUCACAUUCAGUCUCACAGCUUUUACUAAAGUGUGAGCAGAAUUAUUAACCAGUGCAAGCUGCAAUCUACGACCGCUGCAAUGAUCAGUAUUUCUGAUAAAGAAAAUAAAGAUAUUGUUCUGAAAAUCAGGUGAUGGCAUGAGUUGAUACUCCACGUUCCUUUACACACGUCUUAACUCACAGGUCCUCAGGUUACUAAUCAUUGAACAUUUCCUCUUCUAUUUCCUCCUAAAUUACAAUCUACCAGAAGUAGUAACUUCAAAAUAAAAGCAUGGUUUGAUGUUGCAGUAAAUAAAGAUGGACAAUCUUUUAAUGAGGUGAUGAUGUGGAUAAAACUUUAACUUGAAUUUGAUCAGAAAUGGUAGAUAGAUAGAUAGAUAGAUAGAUAGAUAGAUAGAUAGAUAGAUAGACAGAUAGAUAGAUAGACAGAUACAUCGAUAUACAUACAGUAUUGAUCCCAAACUGGGAAAUUCUCAUUACAGCAGCAAAAAACACAAAAUAAAAUUAAAUAUAAGAAGAAGUAAGUAUAAUGCAGACUAAAAAUACUAAACAUCCUAAGAGAAAAAAGUGAGAUAUGAAAAACAUGGUUUAUUGAAAUGAGUAAUAAAUAUGAAAUGCUAAAUAUACAGAUGGGAAUGAAUUAGUAAAGUUUAUGAAGUAACGUGUCGCUCCUCCUUUCUUGUUUUGCCUUUCCUCAGUUUGACGGACUUUUCCGAAAGUAUCAGGAUUAUUAAUAUUAUCAUGAUAUUUUUAUGGUCAUGAUAAUUAUUAAAUCAAACUCUGAUAUCCUAACAGCCCUGAGAAUAAACUAAGACACACCGCUGACAUCCUGAAGUCUCUUCAUGGUCUCCACAUUGUCAGUAAGAUGAAGGUUUGAGUCCUCACCUUUUCUCAGCUCCCUGUUGGGUCUUUAAAAUGUUCAACAGGUGCUCGCCUUCUCUUUUAUCGUAGAUGUAUGGUCCUAUUUAUCACCCUUGGUUAUUACUUUAUUGGUUGUUUGUGAUUUUCUCAUCAUGUGAGUCUUUGCACCGCUCUGUUUUUAGAGAUGUGGGACUGUUGUUGAAAUGAAGUCUCUGAAUUCAGCUCAGAGUCAAAAGUUGAUGGACAGAUUUGUUUGAGAUGGAGAAGCAGAGCCGUAGCGGGUGGGUGUGAGGUGGGUGUGAGGUGGAGUAGAGGGAUUUGAACCGGCAUCACUAACGACUCUGAGCAGGAAAACGUGUCAGGAAACGCAGCUGUCAGACUUCUUGGUAACAGAUUUUCUCUCCGCUGAAUCAGGAAGCUGCGUUCGCUCUCAUUUGUUUGUUAAAAAUAUCGUCCACUUCCUUUUGAAGCUCUGAGUCACACCCAGUCAGCUGACAGAUUUAACACACAGAGGAACAAACACACCCUGUACGCCGUGUAAGGCCACGUGACGGAUACGUUAAUGACGUCAUAUCUGUGAUCGUUUAUGUUUCCUGACUUUGUGUUUCUUCUUCUUUUGUUUCAGGAAUCGACUUUAAGAUCAGGACGAUCGAGCUCGAUGGCAAGAAGAUCAAACUUCAGAUUUGGUGAGUUUAGAUCCUCGAUGUCGACGCGUCAGAGAUUUUAUCAUGAGGUUCGUGGAUGAAAGUGUCCGUUUACACCCACUGGAUAAAAGUUCCUGAACUCUCUCAUCGAUCCGAGACCCUCUGAUGAAGUGAAAGUGAGAGCUGUUCUAGAGGAGGGGUCACACCCACGCUCUGCUUUUAAGGAACAGAGGGAGGCUCUGCUUUAGUCAGUGUUUGAGGUGUAACUAUGGUAACACAGCAGGAGGUUAACCAUCGUUCAGUCUGGAUUAUCGUGUUUUUAUUAAUCAUAAUCACUUUUACUGCAGCCUCUCUUUCUUUCUCUCUCUCUCUCUCUCUCUCUCUCUCUCUCUCUCUCUCUCUCUCUCUCUCACUAUCAUUCUGUCCCUCGGCUUUUCAGACCUCUAACCAGUCGGCUCGUCUUAAAUUAAAUUUCUGUUGAAACAUUUAGGACAUGAGUCUCUUCAGAACAUCCUGCGUGUCAAAGAUCUAGAAACGUCUUAAAACGACCUUUAAAAGCUGAAGUUGGAAACAAACAGACCCUUUAAUUCCAGCGUCGUUUGGUCGUCUAACUCACCUCGAAUCUUUUAUACAGACAGCUUUCAUCUGAAUUGGCGUUUAUAUUUGUAAUAAAAGAUUGUUAAUUUUUGUUUUUCAGUAUUUUUCAGGUUCAGGGUAGGAUUUUAAAAGAACUUUAUUCGACCCAAAAGUCGCACUGAAAAGUUCUGAGUUAGCUCAAAUUUUAACUGAGACAAAGAUCUACUCUAGUCUAACUCCAAAAUCUAUACAGACGUCCAGUUCAAACAAGCUUGAUUUGAUUUUUGAUUUGAUUUGAUUGAAGUUCAUUUUGAAAAUAUUAAAAUAAAAAUAAUGAUAAUAAUAAAAAAGUAAAGAAUAUAACAACAAAUGACAGAAAGUUAUUAAUGUUCAAAAAGGAGUGUGAAGAAGUCGAGACUUACCUAGUCCCACCCCUUCUCCUACACUAAUGAUUUAAAUAUAGAUAAUCAUAUUAUAUAAUAUUAAUCAUCAUAUUAAUAAUAGCAAUAAAAAUAAUCACCAUAAUGGAAAUAAUUAAACAACAACCAAACAAGCCGACAGCAGACUUCAGACCUCUGUGAUUAAAGUGGCUCUAUCAGCUGAGUGGUGGGAGUUUAUGCUUCAUCUACAGAGUCUUCGUCCCUCUUUGUCCCAGUGUCCUGUUCUGUCCUACGCUGUCCUGUCCUCCAAAAUAAACUCAAACUUCAUGACUGAGCUGCUGAAUCUUUAAAAACUACGACUCAAACUCAUCAGCUGUUUUUAAACUCAGUCUAAGUCCAUCCACGUUUCACUCUGAGUUUGUGUCGUCCUGAGUCUUAGAGAUCAGAGCUGGUUUGUUCAGUCAGUCUGAAGGAAGACGGACACAAAAAGGUCAGAGGUCAGCGCCGUCUGUCUUAACACGGUCUGCUUCCUGUUGUAGGGACACGGCGGGUCAGGAGCGGUUCAGGACCAUCACAACAGCCUAUUACAGAGGAGCAAUGGUAAGACACGACCAAUCAAUCACUGAUUAAUAUGACCAAUCAGAAUCCUGUGUUUGAUCAUGUGAUCUCACUGCGUUAUUCCACUUUAAACCGCUGCAUUACUCGCAGUGCGUUCAAGGCUGUGUGUCGUUCUUCUUCUUCAGCUAAAUGUCAAACGCUGGCCGGGCACUUCCUGUACCCAUGUCACAGCUGAUGUCACUUCCUGUGCAGUCACUUCCUGUCUUUUGUGCUCCAGGGCAUCAUGCUGGUGUACGACAUCACCAACGAGAAGUCCUUCGAUAACAUCAGGAACUGGAUACGCAACAUCGAGGAGGUUCGACCCGACCCUCUGACCCUCUGACCCUCUGACCUCACAGCCAAUCACGUCACCUAGGACACAUCAUGUGACAUCACAAAAUGUUACUUUAGUUUUAGGUUGAGGCAGAGUUCAGUGAAGCAGGAGAAGAAAGUGAUUAAAUGAUAUUUUUAACAUGAUGGAAAGUAACAGCUCAGGUCUGAUAUCAGUGUCAGUGCUGCCAUCUAGUGGACAAAGAGAGUUUUACAUGAUCAGGAUGAACUGAAGCUCCUCCUGAUCUGAUCUGAAGUUUAUUGAAGUUUAAAAGCUUUUAAAAAUGUGUUUUUUAGAUGAAGAGGUUGAGGAUUGAGGUCGAGGUUAAAUGAUCAUUUUUAGAUUUUUCAAAUUGAAUUUUUCCCUCGUUGUCACACGGUGUUUAUAAAAACAAAGAGUUCAAUGUGAGAUGAGAGAUUGUCCGUUACAUCCUCCAUGUUUGUGUGUUUUUUCUGCAGCACGCCUCUGCAGACGUGGAGAGGAUGGUUCUUGGAAACAAAUGUGACAUGAACGACAAGAGACAAGUGUCCAAAGAGAGAGGAGAGAAGGUCUGUUCACUGUUUGUGUCUGAAGUCUGUAGGGCUGCACCGUUUAUCCAUUCAACAUUGAGAAUACCAGACACACACAUGCAGCAGUCGAAGGACAGUCGUGACCUGAAGACGUCACGCUGUCACACGUACAGACUGUUAAACUAACGGGACCUCCAAACACGCCGAGAUGUUUCCUUUAAAUCUGUGUCGGAGUUUAAAGUCUGACUCUGUCUCGUCUCGUUUUUCAGCUCGCCAUCGAUUACGGGAUCAAGUUUUUAGAGACCAGCGCCAAGUCCAGCAUCAACGUGGAGGAGGUGAGUCCUGAUCCGACUUCUAACAUCGUCACGUGAUCCUGUAACGAGAGUUUAUGAACCCUUUCUGCUCCUCAGGCCUUUUUCACACUCGGCAGAGACAUCAUGACGAGACUGAACAGAAAGAUGGUGAGUUUAUUCGCUCACACUCAGAUCACAGAGAGAAGUCUGUUACUGUUACUGAGGAGGAGGAGGAGGAGGAGCAGGAGGAGGAGCAGGAGGAGGUCUGUAACCAGGACAGGUGCUGAUGUCUUUUUGUCUUUUCCUGCAGAACGAUAACAACCCAGCAGGAGGAGGCGGGCCGGUGAAAAUCACAGAGUCUCGCUCAAGAAAGAGCUUCUUCAGGUGUACACUGUUGUAGGAGGAGCCCCCACUCUCUCCUGCUCCUCCUCCUCCUCCUCCUCUUCCUCCUCUUCCUCCUCUGGCUGCUGCAGAACUGAAGCACCCGCCGCAGGACGGAGCGCCGCUCAGCCGAGGAACAAACCUGUGGAAAGAUGAAGAGUCAAACGUCUUCAUAUUGAAUCUGCUCCUUCAGGAGCGCCUCUGCUUCUUAGCCCAGACCUCCAUCUUCACCUCCUCCUUCCCGCUGCUCCUCCUCCUCCUCCUCUUCCUCUUUAUGUAUGUAGCUCUCCCGCUCUGAGAGAAACGUCCUCGGCCUCAGAGAGGACGGCGUCUUUCUGUGUGAGGACGUCUUUGACUGUUUCUGCAGAGGUCUGAGGAAAACUUGAAGUCCAAAGACUGAAGAGGAUCAGAUCAGAUAAGUGAUGAAGAGUCAAACAGGAACACGGAUGAUGAUGAUGAUGAUGAUGAUGAUGAUGAUGAUGAUGAUGAUGAUGAUGAUGAUGAAUCUUCAGAGGCUGUUACAAUCAGCGACAUUAUUUAUAUAUUUGUGAUAACAGACAGAAACUCGUCUCUCACUCGGUCUUUAGUUCCAGAUAAUCAAUUCAUCAGAAGUCGAUCAAGAAAAUACCGAUCAAAUGUCAAAUACUGGACCAACUUUCUUUAGAUUAACGGAAAAAUCCUGUUCUACUGUUGACUCUUUAUUAUCGAAGUCGUUCAUGAAGCUCAAAGUUUGAUGUUAUUGUAAGAAUUCUAUUUUUUAACGUUUGACAUGAGAUCACAGCGACGUUCAAGAAGAAUCAAAAACACAGAUUUACAGAAGAAAAGAGAAAAACAUCAACUUAGAUUUAAAAGAGACGUCUGUUAAAAUUAACAAUAAUUAAGGUUUAACUUUACAAAUAUAAAAGACUAAAGUUGUAACUGUAAGAAAAGAAAUGUUUACAAGAAGAAGGUUGUAGAAAAUAGUCACAAAUUUACAAGAUGAUAAUUAAGCGUCACCUCAGCUGUCGAGUUUAACGAAACUUUAAUAUCCUUCAGACAUAAUUUUACUCACAGAUUAAUCACCGCCCGCUCUGUGACUUCUUUAAUCUCCUCAGAUUAUGAUUUGUUCUCAUAAAUCUUCAUCUUUUUCCCUCCAAACUUUUGUUUCUGUAAAUUUCUGUUUCUUCUUGACGCGGCUGUCGUCCAUGUCGUAAAAAUGCAAUACUCAUAGUUAUUAAAUAUAUGAAUGUGAAUCUUCAAUCAUUAAGCACUGAAAAUCAUAUUGAUAUAAAACUACCUUCAUAUAAAGAACUAUAUAAACAGUAUAAAUAUUAUAUAUGUAUCGAUUUAUGAUCCAGUUUGAUGUUAUUUUCAUGUUCUUCUCUGAGCUGCAUCAGAAAACACAAAAACACGUCCCGGUUCACGGCUUCAUUUAUUCACUUUAACGGUUUUCUGUGUUUGUGAUAAUCAAAAAUCAGUUUGAGUCUUAAACGGGUCGAAGGACUCAUGAGAACUCUGCGGGCCGAGGACGCGCUAACACUGUGUAAAACUGUCCGGUGUGUGUGGAGAUCAGCUGCAGCAGACUGACUCCGGUCUGCUGCAGAGACUCUGGUGAUGAAGUUAUCGAUGCCUUUUCUUUAUUUUUAUAUUUUAUCUCCUUUCUUUGAGGGAAAAAAAAAACCACUCAGCUGUCUCUAACAGCACUGUGUUGAUUUUCUUUCUGAACAUUUUGAAGCUUUUUUAUCCAAAGUUCAUUUAAAGUCUUAUUUUUGUAUCUGAAGGAUUUCUAUCGUGUCUUAAAACAGUUUCAUUCUUGUGCAGCUUCAGUCCGUCCAGACUCACAGCUCUGAUUUCUGAUCAGCUUUAAUGUAAAGAUGUAAAGUUACCGGUUUAUGAGAUUACAGGUCAAUCAGCGAAGGCAAGAACACGUCGAAUAUAUUUGCACAGAUAUGAAGGUAAAACAAGUUAGACAAUAGAGAGACUGUUAAUUUACUGUCAUUUUAGAGGUUUAAUAAAUAACCGUACAGUUAAAUUUUUAUCUCUAAUGAAAGAGUUUAACAACAUGAGAAGGAGAAGCAGAUUUAUUCAAAUAUUAUAAAAGAUGAUAUUUUAUCAUCUAAUUGAUCCAUGUGCAGGUUUAUGUUUCAACAGGCUGAACUGAGUCUGUAACUUCUGUCUUUAAAGCCGAGAAACUGACAGAAAAAAACCCUCAAGAACCAAAAAGUAGAAAAGUUUAUAUAUAUAUAUAUGGAUACAUUCAUUAGGGCCCGAGCGAUAUGGAUUUUUUAGAGCCGGUGCCGAUACCGAUUAUUAGGGGGGAAAAAAAUCCAAUUACUGAUUGAUCGGCCGAUUUUUUAAAUUUUUUAUUAAGUUAUAAAAAAUGGCGGAACAUUGUCAAAGUGAAUUGAAAUCUUAUUCUCUGCAUUUUAAUUUUGGAAAAUAUUGGCGACAAUCGGUGAGUUUUGGCCGAUUACAGAUUAGUUUCAAACGGGCUAAAAUUGGCCGGGCCCUGAUAUUAAUAUUGAGUGCACAAUGCAAUUCUCUGUCUGUGCACGUUUUCAACUUCUGUACAUGCAAGACAAUUAAAUUUGUUGCAAAUAAUUAUCAUUUAUGCCACAAUAAUAACUUAAGCACACGUUUUAAAAAUGAUAAUAAUCUCCUCAAAGCAAAAUCAAAUCCGCUAAAAUCACUUUUCAUGAAUUAAUAAAAACAUAUAUUUAUGUUAGAAAAUGACGUAUCGGCCCUGAUGGGAGAGGACCUUGAUUGUAAGAUGACACCUCCUUUUUAAAGUCACAUAAAACUGCAGUAAAUGUCGUAGUAUUUUGUAUCAGGAGCAGUCACAGUUUUUGCUGAACAGACCGUGUUCCUGGUUCGGUUUUUCGCUCCGACAGUCCUGAUGCCUUGGUUCAGAUUCAGACCCGCUGUUGAGUCGGACUCUUUCAUAGGAACAUGGUCCUGCUAAAGUUUGUCCUCCCGUGUGUUUGUUUACAGCCUCUCUGCAGCAGUAUUUCCAUGAUGACUAAUGUCACUAACCUCGCCUCCAGCUGCACUUUAUGUUCUGUGUGUUUGACUAAAAGGUGCUUUAAGAAAACGUCCUUUUUCACAGAAACUCAACCUUCAAUACCGUCAGUGUUUACUCAUCAAGUUCAAGGAAAAAUGGUCCAUCUGUUAGUUUUGAUCUUUUUGUUUUCUGCCUUUAUUUCUCAUUUUAUAGAUAAGAUUAUAUAAUUAUUAUAUAUUAAAGUGUUUAUUGACCCUUUGACUGAGACCUAAAUGUUACCGAUCAGUUAAAUCCAUCCAAAUCAGCCGUUUGUUUUCAAAGAUGUGUCACCUCCGCUCACAUUAAUGUGUUUCUUUUUCAGUGUCUGUUUCACGCCUGAAAAAAAGACUGAUAAUUAUUAUUCAUGAGGCCUCUGAUCUGUACCUUUGUGUUUGUUUUGAUGUAAAUUGAUCUAUUUUUUCUGCACUUUUAACUUUGAUAAAACAUCGCUAUGCAAAUUCAAAAUGAUAAUCACCACUUUUUGUUAGUUUUUUAUUUUUUAAAUCUGUUGAAAUAUUUUGAUGCACGGAUUGGGAGGAGCGAGCUGCAGGAAAACAUCCAAAAAAACAUUCUGAUGAGUCUUGCGUCUGAAAUUUGACACAAAAUGAGCGUUUCUGAUCACAGACAGAUUUCAUAUUUGCAGGUUUGUUGUGACUUUGUUAAAAAAGAAAAACUGUAAAGUGAUGAUUCAUGAAACAGAAGAGGGGGAGCCUGAGGACAAAUGAAGGCUCUGAACAGGAGCCAGAUGUUUACAGUCAUUUGUAUUAAAAAAAAAAAAAAUCAUUUGACCCCUACAUUGACCUUUGCCUUAUUACAUGUCUUCCAUUUCCUGCUCUGUGAUGUUAUUACAGUGUCAGCUGAUCAUCCAAUAAACAACUUUUCUAUCAAUU